Messenger RNA from Monosiga brevicollis MX1, 1837 nucleotides. RefSeq lists its product as uncharacterized. The transcript has 3 exons. The record is from RefSeq and is a predicted model, not a curated record. Gene Ontology annotation, cellular component: plasma membrane. Gene Ontology annotation, biological process: ammonium transmembrane transport; ammonium homeostasis. Gene Ontology annotation, molecular function: ammonium channel activity. The coding region runs from base 317 to 1768 and encodes 483 amino acids. NCBI's taxonomy places the organism in Eukaryota, Choanoflagellata, Craspedida, Salpingoecidae.
AGCUGGUGCAACGCAUACGUGCACACUCCCUCUCCCUCUUUGGCUGCUUGUCGCUUCCCCGGUGUUGGCUGGUUCUGUCCAGCUGCCCCCCGUUUGCCCUCGUGCUGCUUUGGCAGACGCGCCGAGUGACUGGAAGCCGACCGGGGACGUUGAUUGACGCCAGGGUCAAGCGGGUGUGAUACGCGUGGGCAUUGACGCUCGCUGCCGUUGCAACCCUUCCCCCUCGCCUUCUCCUUCUACUCCUCCUCCUCCUGCUGCUGCUCUGCGCUGCACGGCUACCGCGACACACAAGUCGCGUGACCCAGCAUUGAUCAUCAUGGCCUCGCGACGCUUUGGCGUGCUGGCAUUGCUGUCGCAAAUCAUCCUGCUGAUCCUCUUUGUCGUCUGGGUGCGCUACGAUGGCGAUCUCGGCGACAGCAGCGGCAUGGACCAAUCCUGUGCCACCCGCCUCACCGAGAUCGACUGCUUGGCCGCGGGCUGCACCUACAAUGCUGCAGAGAGCACCUGCUCCGGCACUCCUACCAUCCUUGACCAGCGCUACCCUUACUACCAGGACGUGCACGUCAUGAUCUUCAUCGGCUUUGGCAUGCUCAUGACCUUUCUCUCCCGAUACGGCUUUAGCGCCGUCGCCUAUAACAUGUUCCUCGCCUGCAUCGCCUUUCAGUGGGCCCAGUUCACCAACACCUUCUGGCAUCGCAUCUUCGAGGGCGAGGCGGCGAGCCACAAAAUUCGCAUGACCGUCGAGAACCUCAUUACCGGUGACUUUGCUGCCGCCAGCGUUCUCGUGGCAUAUGGUGCCGUCAUUGGCAAGACCACCCCUGAACAACUCCUUGUCAUGGCCCUGCUUCAGCUCAUCUUCUAUUCCCUCAACGAGUCGAUCGGCGUCAUUGAGUUCCAGGCCGUGGACGUGGGUGGUUCCAUGUACGUGCACGCCUUUGGUGCUUACUUUGGUCUUGCCGUCAGCUUUAUGCUCGGCAACAGCCGUCCCACGGCCAGCGGCAAGCAGCUGCACCGCAACAACUCCAACAAUGGGUCAUCCUCCACCUCUGACGUCUUUGCCAUGAUCGGCACGCUCUUCCUCUUCAUGUUCUGGCCCUCCUUCAACGGCGCCCUGGCCUCGGGGUCCGCUCAGCACCGCGUCGUCAUCAACACGGUCAUUGCCAUCGCCUUUAGCGCCAUGAGCACCUUCGCCUUUAGCAAUCUCUUCCGUCGCGGUCGCUUCAACAUGGUCGACAUUCAAAACGCCACCCUGGCGGGCGGCGUGGCCGUCGGCUCCUCGGCCGAUCUUCUUAUCGAGCCCUAUGGCGCCGCUCUGAUUGGCUUUGUUGCCGGUCUCAUCAGCGUCGUCGGCUACGUUUACAUCAGCGGCCUUUUGGACCGCUAUCUUCGCAUUCACGACACGGCCGGCGUCCACAAUCUGCACGGCAUGCCCGGCGUGGUGGGCGGCUUGGGCGGCGUCAUCGCCGCCUCCCUGGCCAAAGCCAGCGACUACGGCUCGGCUCUCGGCGAAAUCUAUGCUGCUCGCGCCACCGGAACUACCGCUGGCGAACAGGCCGGUAAUCAGCUUCUGGCCCUCGUCGUCACCCUUGGUCUGGCCAUCGGCGGUGGCCUUGCCACUGGUUUUGUGCUCCGCCUUUUGCCCGCGCCGCAGUCCCCCUUCCACGACCGUGAGUUCUGGGACAUUGAAGAGCACGCUGGCGCAGAGGCAAGCGACGAGCCCGACACCAUUCCCCUGGGCUCCGUCACUAAAGUGUCCCCCCUCAUGUAAUCAUGAUUUGUCGUUGUGAUUCUUGCUUCCCGCUGCCGUUUUGACCCGGGAAUCAUGAUGCUCCAUCAC